GCGCGCACUUCCAGGUCCCUAAGUGUCCCCAUGUGUCACAGGAACCUGCCCCUUGAAGAGACAUCUAAGUUCUGCAGACAUUCAGUCACAAAGAUGCGACAUCUCUCUUUGUUUUGUUUAAUUUCAUGGGGAUCCGUUUGGAGUGUGACUGGAAAGGAAUGUUACGAGCUACAGACAAGGGAAGAACAUUUUCAACAGAUCGUCCAAAGUACAAGGUCAAGGACAAAGGCAGUGAAGAAGGGUAGAAGAUACAAGACAGAAUUAGAGGACUAUGUGGUCUAUGAAGAGAAACUUAUUCGGCGUAACGUGACUUUCAACAUUACCAAAUGUUGUCAAGGUUUUCAAAGAGAGAAAAAAGGUUGCGUAGCAAAGCAAGACACGGUGAUUUUGAAGUCCAAUGUUCCGGAUGGGAUGAAGGUGUCGUCAGUGGCUGUUCCAACAAUCAUGUUGAUUCUGAUGUUUGUGGUGUCUGUCGCUGUUGUUUACCGUCUGUACUCCAAAGAUAAACCAUGCAAGGGGAUUAGUCAAACAAAGAACGGCAAUGAAAAACCAGUCAUCGAAGAAAACAAUGAGUUUUACACAGAAAUCCGGGGAUUAGAGGCCGAUUGUCGACAAUAUGACGAGCUACGUAAUCCACAGAGACACGCUGGAGGUAGCCCAAUGUAUGAAGAAGUAGAAAUCCAACAAAAAUCUACUGACAAUGACACCGAUAUUCAAGUCUAACUUUGGGAAAUGAAAAUUAACAAUAAAUAUUUGUGAAGCAUUUUGCUUUGAAGGCAGCUACAAUAAAUCUCUGCUAAAUAUUGA
Ostrea edulis (European flat oyster) is the source of this 807-nucleotide messenger RNA. RefSeq lists its product as uncharacterized. The coding region runs from base 31 to 723 and encodes 230 amino acids. The record is from RefSeq and is a predicted model, not a curated record. Lineage: Eukaryota; Metazoa; Mollusca; Bivalvia; Ostreida; Ostreidae. The transcript is spliced from 6 exons.